This is a messenger RNA of Tupaia belangeri chinensis (Chinese tree shrew), 1253 nucleotides long. RefSeq names its product SLAM family member 7 (gene SLAMF7). The record is from RefSeq and is a predicted model, not a curated record. The transcript has 7 exons. Bases 63 to 1073 code for a protein of 336 amino acids. Lineage: Eukaryota; Metazoa; Chordata; Mammalia; Scandentia; Tupaiidae. Gene Ontology annotation, cellular component: external side of plasma membrane; membrane. Gene Ontology annotation, biological process: T cell activation.
UUAAACCUCAGCUGGAGAGAAGGGAAGUGAGUUCUUUUCGUAGCUGUCACCCAGAGAACAAUAUGGGUGGUUCCCCAGCAUGCCUCAUCCUCAUCACUCUCCUCUGCCAGCUCACAGGGUCAGCAGUCUCUGAAGCCAUGAUGGAUCUGGUUGGUGCUGUUGGUGGAUCAGUGACUUUCCCUCUGAAGAACACAGGAAAGCAAGUUGACAGCAUUGUCUGGGUCUUCAACAUAACCACUCUUGUCACUCGACAGCCAUUCAGGAAAGGCAAACCAGCCACUGUCAUAGUGACUCAAAAUCGUAAUACGGAAAGGAUAAACUUUACAGAUAAAGACUUCCUGCAGCUCAGCAAACUACAGAAGAAUGACUCAGGUGUCUAUCGUGUGCAAGUGUACAGCUCAUCCUCCGAGCUUCCCUUCACCCAGGAGUAUAUGCUACGUGUGUAUGAGCAUCUGUCAAAGCCCAGAGUCACCGUGGGUCUGCAGAACCGUGAAAAUGGCACUUGCAUGACCAAUCUGACAUGCUCCAUGGAACACGGAGGAGAGGAUGUGACCUACAGCUGGGAGGGCCUGGGACAGGCAGUCAAUGAGUCCCAUGAUGGUCCCAUCCUCUUCAUCUCUAGGAGACUGGGGAGGACGGACAUGGCCUUCACCUGCAAGGCCAGGAACCCCAUCAGUAGCAACUUCUCAAGCCCCAUUCUUGCCUGGAAGCUCUGUGAAGAUGAUGGCUCUGUUUCCUCCAUGGUCUUCCUGCAACUCCUGUGCCUGCCCAUCCUGGUCAUCUUCUUCAUAUCAAUACUAAUUCAUUUGAGAAUGCGGAGAGAGAGAAAAGAAGAGUCCACUGAAGGGAAGGAACAAAUGGACAUUCAUCAGGAAGUUCCUCAUUUCUGCCCCAGUUCUGGAGAGACCACAGAGUAUAACACAAUCUCUUACAGUAAUAAUAUGGUUCCAGAGGAAGAUUCAGUAAAUGGGCUAUAUUCUACUGUGCAGAUACCAAAAACGAUGGAGAGUCCCUGCUCCCUGCCCACAAUACCAGGCAUACCGAGGCCAACCACCUAUGAGAACAUCAUCUAAGAGCAGUGAACUCUCUCAAAUAUUUCCCCAAAGGAAAUCACAGUAAGAUUUCACUGGACUGUGGACUAGCAGAUGGUGUCAUGGUAACAUCACUAGACUUCCACAUGACUGACUGUGGUUAGAGUCCUGGACCCAGUGGUUUAAAACUCAUGCCAGGCACAUGUGCAUGUGUGCCCCAAA